Molecule: messenger RNA, 777 nt
Organism: Ceutorhynchus assimilis (cabbage seed weevil)
Lineage: Eukaryota; Metazoa; Arthropoda; Insecta; Coleoptera; Curculionidae
Source: the annotation of a GenBank genome assembly
AUGAAGACAAGCGGAGCUGUGGUUCCUACAAAAGACAUGCGUGGUGAACAUGAAAACCGACCAAAUACACUUAGCGCUGACCAAGAACAGUCAGUAAGAAAUCAUAUUGAAGCAAUACCAAAAUAUCAGAGUCAUUAUAGUAGAGCCAAUAACAUGAAUGAAACCUAUCUUAACUGCGAUAUGUCGAUUGCAGGCCUGUAUAAGGAGUACUAUGUUCCGUGGUGUCAGCAACAAAACAUCGAACCUGUAAAAGAGAGUGCCUAUCGCAAAAUAUUUUGCAGUGAAUACAAUAUUGGUUUUAAGCUGCCAAAGUCUGCACACCUAAAAGUGUGGCUCUAUAACCUUGGAGUACACGACAGCACAGCUGGCCAAGGUUACAUGUAUUUAUGGAUAGAAAACCAGGCUAAACGUGGAGCAGAUGAAGUUGCUUCUGUUAUUUUUAAAUUUCUUAAGAGUAAAAGUGAGGUGGACCAUCCUAUUAUAUACACAAAUAACUGUCCUGGCCAAAAUAAAAAUUGGCUACUUAUGGCAUUUGGGCUACAGCUAGUUGAAGAGAAAAGGUUUAAAACAAUAACUCAUCGGUUCCUUGUUAGCGGUCAUACGCAUUUACCUUCAGAUAGGGACUUCGCAUUAAUAGAAAAGAGGCACAGGAAGUAUGCUCCGGAAAUUUACUCUCCAGAAGGUUGGCAUAAAAUCAUUAAAGAUGCAAAUAGCAAGAACUCCUUUAAUGUCACAGUUAUGAAGCAAAAUAAUUUCUUCAGUUUUGAUCCUAUUUAA